UUGCGGGUUUAAACCCCGCGUGUCUUGCAAUAAUGGCACAUCCCUCUCAACUAGGUUUUCAAGAUGCAGCUUCCCCUGUGAUAGAAGAACUUCUUCACUUCCACGACCACGCCUUAAUAAUUGUUUUCCUAAUUAGCACCCUCGUGCUUUAUAUUAUUGUGGCCAUAGUAACAACCAAACUGACUAACAAAUUUAUCCUUGACUCUCAAGAAAUCGAAAUCAUUUGAACCCUCCUCCCAGCUAUUAUUCUUAUUCUUAUUGCCCUCCCCUCCUUACGCAUUCUCUACCUUAUAGAUGAGAUCAAUGACCCGCAUCUUACAAUUAAAGCUAUAGGUCACCAAUGAUACUGAAGCUACGAGUAUACUGAUUAUGAGGACCUCGGCUUCGACUCGUAUAUAAUCCCCACACAAGACCUGGCCCCCGGCCAAUUUCGUCUUCUGGAAGCAGACCACCGAAUAGUAGUCCCAGUUGAAUCCCCCAUUCGAAUCCUAAUUUCUGCUGAAGACGUGCUUCACUCCUGAGCCGUCCCAAGUCUUGGAGUAAAAAUAGACGCCGUCCCAGGCCGCCUAAACCAAACAGCAUUCAUCGCAUCCCGCCCCGGGGUCUUUUAUGGCCAAUGCUCUGAAAUUUGUGGUGCUAACCACAGUUUUAUACCUAUUGUAGUAGAGGCAGUUCCAUUAGAACACUUUGAAAACUGAUCAUCCUUAAUACUUGAAGACGCUUCGCUAAGAAGCUAAAUAGGGAAUAGCGUUAGCCUUUUAAGCUAAAAACUGGUGACCCCCGCCCACCCCUAGCGAAAUGCCACAACUUAACCCCGCGCCUUGAUUUGCUAUUCUAGUCUUCUCCUGAUUAGUCUUUCUAACAGUCAUUCCCCCAAAAGUCCUAGCACACACUUUCCCAAACGACCCCACUCUUCAAAGCACAGAGAAACCCAAAACAGAGCCCUGAAGCUGACCAUGACAUUAAGCUUUUUUGACCAAUUUAUGAGCCCCACAUACCUGGGAAUCCCCUUAAUUGCUAUUGCGCUCAGCUUACCCUGAAUUUUCUACCCUAAGCCCACCCCCCGUUGACUAAACAACCGCCUCAUUACACUCCAGGGAUGAUUUAUUAACCGUUUUACCCAACAAAUCUUUCAACCCCUAAGCUUAGGGGGCCAUAAAUGAGCCGCCCUUCUCGCCUCCCUCAUACUCUUUCUCAUUACCUUAAACAUACUUGGACUUCUCCCCUACACCUUUACCCCUACAACACAACUCUCCCUUAACAUAGCCUUUGCCGUCCCCCUCUGACUUGCAACAGUCAUUAUUGGCAUGCGAAACCAACCCACCCAUGCCCUAGGACACUUAUUACCAGAAGGUACCCCUACCCUCCUAAUUCCCGUCCUAAUUAUUAUCGAGACAAUCAGCCUGUUUAUCCGCCCCCUUGCACUUGGGGUUCGGUUAACCGCAAACCUCACGGCUGGCCACCUUUUAAUUCAGCUCAUUGCCACCGCUGCUUUCGUCCUACUUCCCCUUAUACCUACAGUAGCAAUUCUUACCGCAGUAUUGCUAUUUCUCCUAACCCUUCUAGAAGUGGCAGUAGCCAUGAUUCAAGCCUAUGUCUUUGUUCUUCUCUUAAGCCUUUAUCUACAAGAAAACGUUUAAUGGCCCAUCAAGUACACGCAUAUCACAUAGUUGACCCCAGCCCAUGACCCCUAACAGGCGCAGUAGGCGCCCUUCUCCUGACAUCCGGCUUAGCAAUCUGAAUGCACUUCCAUGAUAUGACCCUAUUGGCCCUAGGCCUAAUUCUGCUCCUCCUAACUAUAUAUCAAUGAUGGCGAGAUAUCAUCCGAGAGGGAACAUUCCAAGGACACCACACCCCUCCUGUCCAAAAAGGCCUCCGGUACGGAAUAAUCCUCUUUAUUACCUCAGAAGUUUUCUUCUUCCUAGGCUUCUUCUGGGCCUUCUAUCACGCCAGCCUUGCCCCCACCCCUGAACUAGGAGGCUGCUGACCCCCCACAGGAAUUACCCCUCUAGACCCCUUCGAAGUACCACUACUUAACACAGCCGUCCUCCUAGCCUCAGGAGUAACAGUUACCUGAGCACACCACAGCAUCAUAGAAGGACAUCGAAAAGAAGCAAUCCAGUCCCUCGCCCUAACCAUUCUCCUAGGCUUCUAUUUCACCUUCCUUCAAGCCAUAGAGUACUACGAAGCCCCCUUUACAAUUGCAGACGGAGUAUAUGGCUCCACCUUCUUCGUAGCAACUGGUUUCCAUGGACUUCACGUAAUCAUUGGCUCUACCUUCUUGGCCAUCUGCCUUCUACGACAAGUCCUAUAUCAUUUUACAUCCGACCACCACUUUGGCUUUGAAGCAGCUGCCUGAUACUGACAUUUCGUAGACGUUGUUUGACUAUUCCUAUACAUCUCAAUUUACU
Molecule: messenger RNA, 2411 nt
Organism: Neolamprologus brichardi
Lineage: Eukaryota; Metazoa; Chordata; Actinopteri; Cichliformes; Cichlidae
Source: RefSeq, a predicted model, not a curated record